Molecule: messenger RNA, 2046 nt
Organism: Aspergillus aculeatus ATCC 16872
Lineage: Eukaryota; Fungi; Ascomycota; Eurotiomycetes; Eurotiales; Aspergillaceae
Product: transcription factor domain-containing protein
Exons: 3
Coding region: 1-2046 (681 amino acids)
Biological process (GO): DNA-templated transcription
Molecular function (GO): DNA binding; zinc ion binding
Source: RefSeq, a predicted model, not a curated record
AUGCUCUCUCUAGUGGAUGGGGCAUUCCGAUUGCACAACACCCACGCGCCACCAGAUCGCACAACAACAGCUAUCCCAGGAGGUAAUGUACGACAUGAUAGCCCGAUGGCCCCAAACACUGGAGUUGAUGCAGCACCUUCAACGAGCAGGGAUCCCUCUCUGCUCACGCCACAAUAUGUCUACAACGGUUUGUCCUUGCCUACCACCGAGCUUCUAUCAUUGAUACCCCCAUAUGAAGCUGCGAGCUUGCUCGUGGACACGUACUUUGACCGCGCCCACUGGUUCAUGUUGAUCUUCCAGCAAGAUGACUUCCGGCAGCGAUGGCCGAAGCUCUAUCAGCGCCACCCUGGCCGACCAGCAGAAUACUCCAAUGCCGCGUUUUUGUCCACCUUUCUCGUGGUGAUCGCCAUCGGGAUUCAUUACGUGGGCCCAUAUCGGCGAUCAUUACUAACCAGACACGGCGUCGAUUCAAGUCUGAAAGACCGUAUCCUGUCUUGUGUAAGAGCCAAACUGUUGGACGUUAUGUCGCUCGGCUCGCUGGAAGCAGCGCAGAGCUGCGUACUGCUAGGAACUUACUACUUGUACCAUGGUUCCCCCCGUCUGGCAUGGCCUGUGUGCGGUUGCGGACUCCGCAUUGCACAGGCCUUGCAUCUGCACCGCCGGUUACGGCCUUCGGGGUCCCCUGAUUUUCGCCAGCAGUAUGAAACACGGAAGCGGUGUUGGUGGGCUAUCUAUGAGAUCGAGACUUUCUCUGCCGUGGUAUACGGCUACCCACACAGUAUUUGGGAUGCUGAUUGCGACGUGGAGCCCUUGGACCCAUCAGCAAAGCUGCAAGUUAUGCAAUGUUCGAGGAUACCCGAUGACCUUCAGGCGCCCAAAACGACGUUGCUGUAUUACAAACGCCUCAUGUCUGAGCUAUCUGUGGUAACUAAAGCAGCCCUGGGGGAGUUGUAUCGCACCAAGCCUUCUCUAGUAGAAGAUGGUAAACCGAUCAAGUCACGACGGGACUUACAGGACACCCUCCAAGCAGUGGCCAAGUACAAUAGUCGCUUACAGCAGUGGCAAGCCAAGCUUCCCCUCGAACUUCAAUGGGAUCGAACUUCCGACCAGGCGAAUUACUCAACCCCAGAGGAAAUAGAUCGCGAUAUCGGAGCGACGGGGCCGCGCUUCGAGAGCCACAUCUAUCAGCUCCAGGCUAUGACUUUGAUGUUGGCGUACGAGAAUGCCAUGAUUCUUACGCACAGGCCUCUUCUGUCUUACAAGCUGCACAGCAGCACAGACUCUGAGACUCUCCGAGCGGGCUCGGACCAAGCUGAUCAGCCAAAGCCCAACCCAUUCGUCUCGUCAUUCGAGGCUUGUCGCACUGCAGCGCUGAGAAUGUCCUCUAUCCAGUCAAGCCCAAUUCUGAAGCUUGUCGCCGAGACCUACGCUGUGACCUUCGUCAGCAUACAUACCUUUACCGCGGGAGUUACCUUGGGUAUUCUGUGCAGCAUGGAUCCCUUGAACCAGCAGUCCAGUGCUUCCAAGCUAGCGCUGCAAAAUGUGAUGGAGAUACAGGAGACGCUAAAAUCGCGCUCGGUGGUGGCGGAGCAAGGACUAGACAUCCUCCAGCGACUGACCAAGCUUGUAAUGCAGAAGGAGCUAGACGUGCUGUUGGGCAAGAAUAAACGCACGACUACGCUUUCAAAUAGCCCAAGUAGACCAUCUGUGCAAGCUUUGCCGGACGAGCUGCAAGUUGUCUCUGGGAAUGUGACAUCUCAGGUCUCUACUACGGAGGGCGUCGCGACUCUUGACCGUGGUGCUCCCAGCGCCCUACCGAGUCCAGAUGACAUUUUGUACACCAAUGACCCUGCAAUGACGGAUGCCUUGCACGAUUUUGACCAAGCAUUGCUAUCCUAUGCCCCCCAACCUUGCGGAGAACAGGAAGAGACGGCAGAAAACCCGAUUCUGUGGCCGCCAACCCUGGACGGCUUUCCGAUCCUGGAACAGACGUGGCUAUGGGAUCUCGACCAUGAUCCCUUGUUUCAUGGUGACCUCGGAACUUGA